AUGUUUUUUUACGUUUUAUUGAUUAGUACAACAAAUUUUUUAGAUUCUCAUUUAAAUUACUUAAACAACCAAAUUUACAGGAGUGUUUACAAUUUUGUAGGCACAGAAGAAAGUAUACAACAAAAUACAAUAUUUGAAAAUUUAUUGUGUACUGACAAAACAAAGAAAAAAAAUGAAGUAGAGACAGAAUGUAAUCAAAGAAUUAGUAAGUUUCCUUUAGAUAGUGGUUGUAUGUAUGAACAACGUGACCAACAUAUUUAUGAAACAGGUAAUUUUUUUACAAUGCCUAAUAAAGAUAAUAAAGAGCUAUUUCAAAUCACAAACCCCGCAAUUCUUUUUGGUCAGGAUUACUUAACGAACAGUAGUGCAAAUACAAUAUUUAAAAAUAAAGCUAAAAGCAAUCUCCAGUACUGCAAUGACGUUUUAAGUGCUACAGACUUUUCAGAUACUAAAAUCUUUGAAAAAGAAUUGUCAACGAUAAAUAGCGAUAGCUUUUCUACACAAGCUGGAUCGUGUUUUAAUAUUAAUUUACAUAAGCAAAUGGAAAAUAUAUCAGCUGUGCAAGAAAAUAAAUUUCUAGCAAAUCAAUUAAAAGCUGGUUGCAUUGAUAAUUACAUAGAACCUAACAAUCAGAAAUAUGAAUAUAUGGUUUUUGAAAAUGAAUUGUAUAAGGAAAUUGAAAGAUAUAUUAAUUUAGUUGAUUCUGAUUUUAUACAUUGUAAUAUUGAUAAAUAUGCUGACGUUUACAAUAAAAAAUAUAGCGAAGAUAGUAACUCCAAUGUUAUAAAUUUUUUUAAUGGCAGCGAUUUAAUUAUAAAUAAUAAAAAAGAGCAAGAAAAAGGAAAUGCAGAUUUUGCUGCAGAUCAUAAACCUUCUAAAAGCUUGACUUCUGAAAAUUCAAAUAUCGAGAUUUCUGAUAUUUUAAAAAAAAAUAAAAAAGAGUUACAAGCACUUAAAGAUAAGUUUUAUUUAAAUAUAAGAAAACGAUCAUAUAGGGAUCAUAUUGACUGUCACUUAAAUAAAAAUUCUAAAUAUUGUAUUAUUCGUCGUAGGAUAUAUACAUAUUGUAUAUGGUUUAAAACUUUUGAAAGCGAAAUUGUUAAAAUUUUUAUGGGUAAUCUUAAUUCUUAUUUUUCGUCUGCAAAUACUAAAAAUCUUUUUUUUGACUCAGUUGAACUUCUUAGAGAAAUUGCACAGUUUUUUAUUGACAUUAAAGACCAUUUUUAUCUACAACAAUACAAUCAGUGUGAUAUAAUAAGUAAUGUAACAUUAGCUGAAAAUAUAAUCAAAGAAAUGGUAUUAAAUUUUAAUUAUGAAAAGAUUGAUGAUUUUAUGAAGCAAACUAUUAAAAAAAUAAAAAAAAAUUCAUGUUCUUCUUCUAAAAAAGUCACGAAGGAGGAUUAUUUGCACGUUUUAUGCAACAUUGAAAGAUUUAAAAAAAAAUUUAAGCUCUAUGCAGUAAAUAUUACAAUGUUGAAAGAGUUUUUUGAAGUAAAUUUUAAUAAAUAA
This is a messenger RNA of Vairimorpha ceranae, 1509 nucleotides long. RefSeq lists its product as hypothetical. The transcript has a single exon. NCBI's taxonomy places the organism in Eukaryota, Fungi, Microsporidia, Nosematidae. Bases 1 to 1509 code for a protein of 502 amino acids. The record is from RefSeq and is a predicted model, not a curated record.